Molecule: messenger RNA, 1362 nt
Organism: Eruca vesicaria subsp. sativa (arugula)
Lineage: Eukaryota; Viridiplantae; Streptophyta; Magnoliopsida; Brassicales; Brassicaceae
Source: the annotation of a GenBank genome assembly
AUAACUCUGUUUUCUGUUGACCAAAAAAAAACCUCUGUAUCCAUUUCUUCUUGGUCAUCAUCUCCUUUCCUGCAGAGAUUUCUCUCGCUUGACCAUGGCUUCAGAUACUUCACAGCAUCAAGUAGCAGUAGACAAACGCGACUUCAAACAACGCUUCCAGGACAAAUACGAUGUAUGGCACCAAGCCUCCCAAGAAAAGAUGGACUCAUCUGGAGUAGCAGGGGAAGAGAAGGAGAAAGAUCGUCUAGAAACCGAACCUACACCUCCAAAACAUAAAAUCCACGGCUUCGAUAACGAGAUCAAGUCACUGGAGAACUUCUUGUUGGACCAGAAGGUUUACAAGGAGUUCAAGAGUCUUGUCAUUGUCGGAGAAUACGGUGUGGGCAAGACAGCCUUGUGCCAGAAGAUUUUCAACAAAGAACAAGUCAAGAGUGUCUACGCUCCAAGGAUUUGGGUCUCUAUGCAUAGCAAAGAAACAAAGGAAGGAGAGGACAAGAAGGUAUCUGUGUUGAAGAGGAUCUUGAAGGAUCUUGGAGUUGAAGAUGAGAUGUUUGAAUCAAUCCACAAGGAAGCUACGAAAGAAGUUUCAGCCAAGAUGGAACUUGGGGAAACUUAUGAAGAGAUGGUGAAAGAUGAGGAGAUCGCUGCUCUGCUCUAUGCACUUCACUUGAAUCUGAGGUGGAAGAAGUAUCUGAUUGUGUUUGAUGAUGUGAGAGAAGAGGACAAGUGGGACCAGAAGCUUGAUGAGAAACUCAAGGAGGAUGAGAAAUGGGGAAAGCAUCUUUCAGAUGGGUUUCCUAAAGGCUCUGGUGGGAGAGUCAUAUACACGACAAGGGAUAAGACCGUUGCGGAGAAGCUUGUUGGAGAGAGACAUGAGAUCCAUCGUCUCUGGCCGUUGUCUGAUCAUCAGAAAGUUUGGAAUAUAUAUGAAGAAGUUGUUGUUGUUGAGAAAAAGAAAGAGCCUCCAAGGAAUGAUAAGAAGUGUAUAGAUGAGCUGAUGAAUAAGUCUCGUGGUCUUCCUCUGGCUGUAAGAAUGAUUGCUGAGCUUGAUCCUGUGUUUCUUGAUGAUGAAAUUGUGGCCCAGGAUGGUUCUACUAAUGGAUCAAACGAGUCAACCAACCCGCCCAAUCAGUCCAACCCCUGAGAAGUGGAUUAAUUUCAAUGUUAUCAUCAUCAAACCUUGCUUAUGUUUUCUAGUAUGUUUUUUUUCUUGUUUGUUGUUGUUGUUGUCACUUUGUUGUAUCAAUAAACCUGAAUCUCUGAGAAGAGUUUCUUUAAUUGAUUAGAUUAAUGUUUCUUGAUCUUGCAUAGGUGCAUGUCCUCAAUUUUUUUCUUGAUGCCUUAAGUUCACUUAAAACUUUU